AUGGAGAGAGAGAAGUUUCAGCAGAAGGCUCCGAAGCAAACUAAGCAGAAGAAAUCCAAGUCGGCUGAAUUUCUGAUGGUUAAAGAAGAUAGAGAAGCUGCAGAAGGCAUUGGAAAUCCAGCUUUUAACAUGAGCAGUCCAGAUCUCUCAGCACAUCAGACUGCAGAAAAGAAAGUUAUUAGACAUGACGUGCUGGAUCGCACCCUUGCAGCUCCCCAACAAAAAUUCAGGCUGCUAGCCUCUGCAGAACCGAAAGGAAAUGAAUACGGCAGAAAUUACUUUGACCCACUGAUGGAUGAGGAAAUAAACCCAAGGCAGUGUGGGAUGGAGGUCAGCAGAGAAGGUGAUGAUGGAAUUCUCUAUAAUCAAUUAAUGAAGCUGUUUGAUGAGAGUGGACAAAGAGAACCCCAAGAUGAAGGCGUCCAGGAGGAGGCAUUGGAUUGUGAAGCGCCUACACAUCAUGAAAUCCACGAAGAUGCAGGCCAAGCCACCCCUGCUUACCUCGAGGAGUUUGAAAGACGUGCUCAGAAAGACGUAAUUCUGCUUGAAAGUUCUCCACUAGAACAGGAAAUUAGAUCCACUUGA
Molecule: messenger RNA, 585 nt
Organism: Otolemur garnettii (small-eared galago)
Lineage: Eukaryota; Metazoa; Chordata; Mammalia; Primates; Galagidae
Product: orofacial cleft 1 candidate gene 1 protein
Exons: 7
Coding region: 1-585 (194 amino acids)
Cellular component (GO): perinuclear region of cytoplasm
Source: RefSeq, a predicted model, not a curated record